Messenger RNA from Blumeria graminis f. sp. triticale, 1890 nucleotides. NCBI's taxonomy places the organism in Eukaryota, Fungi, Ascomycota, Leotiomycetes, Helotiales, Erysiphaceae. The record is from the annotation of a GenBank genome assembly.
AUGGGAAAAAAAAGGAAGAUACAGACUCGAGAGGCUGACUCAAGAUCCAGUAACGGAAAAACGGCUACAGAUGGAAGGAUUUAUAAUCUUACCAGCUUUAAAGACGUAGCAGACUCUGAGGAUGAAUUUCACAUUAAUCGCGAUAAAAUACUGCUUGAUGAAGGCCCUGGCACAAAAAGAGCUAAAUGGAACGAGGACUCUGAUUUAGAACUUUCAGAUCACGAAAUUUUAGCAUACUCAGACAGUGAUAAAGACAAUGAUGAAGAUGUGGCCAAACCAAAGAAAAUUGGAUCUAGAAGCAGCUCCGAAACAGAAGUCGAUGAAUUUGGUAAAGAGGAUGAUGAAGAAGAGACCGAGGGGUGGGGAGCUUCCAAACGCGAUUACUAUAAUCAUGAUCAAAUUGAGACAGAAGCCGAUGCAAUUGAGGAAGAAGCCGAGGCGAGGCGACUACAACAGAAAAAACUAGCCAAAAUGACAGCAGCAGACUUUGGAUUUGACGAGGGUGAAUGGUUACACGAUGAUGAUGAAGAAGAAUCUGGAAAAGUUGUGACGGAAAUAAUAAAGGAUGUCGAAAUAACACCCGAUAUGCCAGCUGAAGAGCAGUUCCAAAUUUUUAUAACACGCUAUCCUGAGUUCCAGGCUCUGGCGGACGAAUUAUUACAUUUACAUCCAUUGUACAAGGAGCUGAGGAACCAAGUACAGCUGGAGGCCCACUCAGGAGCUUGUGUAAUCUCUUCCAACUUGAUAAAAUGUCGAGCGCUUGCAGCAUAUAUCUGCGCCAUUUCAAUGUACUUUGCGAUGUUAACUUCACCAGCAAGAGACUAUGUUGGCGAAGGCAAAACUCUUGAUCCAACGGAACUCCAUGACCAUCCCGUCAUGAACAGUUUACUAAAGUGCCGAAAUGUGUGGCUACAAACCAAGGAAAUGAAAAUCAACAUGGAUACAAGCUCCGAGACACCAGAAGCAGCCAUUCAUAACUUAAGCUCCGACGAGAAGAUAAAAUUGCCGCGGGUGAAUAAACUCAAGCCAAACAAAAAAAGCAAAAGAGAACAUAAGCUUACGGAAACUACUGAUGCUGUUGAUGCUGUACAAAAGAAUAAAAUGCAAGCUAUUGAAGAAGAUCUCCAAGAACUUAGCCGAUCGUUAUCGAAAUCAAUUAAACAUAUGAAGAAAGACUCAAAAACAAGGCCUACAAUUGUCCAGGAUAUUUCUGACGCAUCGGACUUUGGAGAAGAGGACUCUUUGGAUGCAAAAUCAGCCAUGUUAAAAGCACAAAAGAAAAAAUCGCUCCGUUUCUACACGUCACAGAUCGCUCAGAAGGCUAAUAAACGUAUGGCAGCCGGGCAAAAUAUGGGUGGCGAUGAAGAUGUCCCACAUCGCGAAAGGUUACGUGAUAGACAAGCACGCCUCAAUGCAGAGGCCGAAAAGCGCGGUAAAACCCUUGAUUCAUACGGGCGUGGUGGUGUCAUGCUAGAUGGUCAGAGUGAUACUGGAGAUGAAGAAGUGGCCCAAAAAAUCAGAGAGGAAGGAAAUGAGUACUAUGACAUGAUAUCGCAGAAAACAAAACAAAAAAAGCUAGACAAGAAAUUGCGCCUUGAAGCGAUAGCUCAAGCAGAAGCUGAAGGGGGAUUGGUACGUGUUGUCGAAGGAGAGAUCGGAGAUGACGGUAAAAGAGCGAUUGGAUAUGUGAUUGAAAAGAACAAGGGACUCGCACCCAAGCGGAAAAAAGAUGUUCGCAAUCCACGUGUGAAGAAGCGGAAGAAGUUUGAGGAGAAAAAGACGAAGCUCGCUAGCAUGCGGGCUGUGUACAAAGGGGGAGAGGAAAGAGGUGGAUACGGAGGAGAGAAGACGGGAAUAAAGAGCGGACUGGUGAAGAGUAUCAAACUGUAG